Molecule: messenger RNA, 1157 nt
Organism: Adelges cooleyi (spruce gall adelgid)
Lineage: Eukaryota; Metazoa; Arthropoda; Insecta; Hemiptera; Adelgidae
Product: carbonyl reductase [NADPH] 1-like
Exons: 1
Coding region: 191-1018 (275 amino acids)
Molecular function (GO): carbonyl reductase (NADPH) activity
Source: RefSeq, a predicted model, not a curated record
GAUGAUCCUUCUACCCAGUCUAGUAGCAUUAGGUCUAUGUUUCCUAUGGUUAUUGUUUAUUAGAAAUCACUAAUCAGUACCAAAAUAAAUUGUUUAUAAUUAUUCAUCAUUGUUGUGUUUGUUAAUUAACUUUCAAAUAAAAAUAUUAAAUUAACGAGAUUUUUGUUGAUACUUUUCAAUUUCUUUGAAAAUGGCAAAUAAGCUAGCAAUUGUUACUGGUGGAAACAAAGGUAUUGGUUUUGCAAUAGUUAAAGCUUUAUGCCAACAUUUUGAAGGCGAUGUAUAUCUUACGGCUAGAGACGUACAAAGAGGUGAAAAAGCCGUGAAGGAAUUGAAUGCGUUAGGCCUUAAGCCUAAAUUUUACCAACUAGAUAUUACCGACGAUGGGAGUAUAUCAAAUUUCAAAACUUACUUGGAAAAAAAUCAUAGUGGAAUCAAUGUUUUGGUUAAUAAUGCUGCAAUUGCUUUUAAAAUGGCUGCUACUGAACCAUUUAGUGUACAAGCUGAAGAAACUUUACGAGUAAACUAUUUUUCAUUGCAAAAGGUUUGUGAUGCUUUAUUUCCAUUACUCUUGCCAGGUGCAAGAGUGGUAAACGUUUCCAGUUCCGCUGGCCAUUUAUCUAAUAUUCCAGGUAUUGAGUUAAGGCAAACUCUAUCAUCGCCUGAAUUAACUGUUGACAAAUUAGAUUCUCUUAUGCAACAGUUCAUAGAAUCGGCUAAACAAGGAAAUCAUGAAGACUUUGGUUGGCCAUCACGAGCAUAUGCUGUAUCAAAAGUAGGAGUCAGUGCAUUGACAAUCAUACAACAAAGACAAUUUAAUAGUGAUAGUGAUAUUAUAGUAAAUAGUGUCCACCCAGGUUAUGUUGACACUGAUAUGACCAGUCAUAAGGGACCGUUAACUAUUGAUGAGGGUGCAGUUGCUCCGGUUUACUUAGCGUUGUUACCAGAAGGUGAAAAAAAUAUCAGAGGAAAGUAUAUAUGGUGUGAUAAAACAGUUAGAGAUUGGUACAAAAAUUAAUUAAUUUAUUAUUAUAAUACUGAUAUUGAAUUAUGUGAAUUAAAGUUAUACCAACACUUCAUUAAAAAUUGUAAUGCAUUAGAAUUAUUUUCACAUUUAGUUUAUAAAUAAAAUAUUUAAUAUAUUUACAUAUUUUUAA